CCUUACCUCCGCCAUUUUAACUUCCUGCUGCAAAUUGAGACCAGCCAAAAAUUCUGUGUUCGUUCACGGAACGCCACAUCGUUCAACCUUAUUGUUUUUACGUUAUUAUUGAGAGAUUUUUUUUUAWUUGUUGUUGAUUGUUUUUUUUACCUAUCAAAAUUAAAACAAGAAACUCUUUUAGUUAGUUUCUGAUUGCCUGUACAGUUUAGUUUCGGUCGGAGAGUCGCGAUGCCGAGCCACACGCUCCGUGUAGCAGUUGUGUGCUCGAGCAACCAGAACCGCAGUAUGGAAGCGCACAAUAUCCUCAGCAAACGUGGAUUUGACGUGCGAUCAUUUGGGACAGGGUCUCAUGUGAAGCUACCCGGUCCCUCCCCGGAUAAACCUAAUGUGUAUGACUUCAAAACUACUUAUGAACAGAUGUACAACGACUUGGUCCGCAAGGACAAAGAACUAUACACACAGAACGGCAUCCUGCACAUGCUGGACCGGAACAAGCGCAUCAAAGCAAAGCCGGAGCGCUUUCAGCUCUGCAAGGACAAGUUCGAUCUGGUCAUCACCUGUGAAGAGCGAGUCUAUGAUCAAGUGUUGGAGGAUUUGAAUUCAAGAGAGCAGGAAACUUUACAGCCUGUGCAUGUUAUCAAUGUAGAUAUUCAGGACAACCACGAGGAAGCCACGUUAGGCGCCUUCCUCAUCUGUGAGCUGUGUCAAUGUAUCCAGCACACUGACGACAUGGAGAACGAGAUCGAUGAGCUCCUACAAGAAUUUGAGGAUAAAAGCAACAGGCCUUUUCUUCACACUGUUUGCUUCUACUGAUACGCUCAGAUCUUUGCAAUAAACCCACAUCAGGACCCCAAGCAAUCAGGCAACAGAAUAUGGACAAACAGACCUUAUAUUCUAUGGUCAGGAUCUAAAAGAGUGACUGCUGCUGGAAGUACUGGAGGGUGAUGAGCUCAUCCUUAAGAGGAUUGACCUGCUGCUUUCAUUCUGCCUGUAUUUCUCCAGACCGAAUUAUGGUCCCCUCAUUGUUUCCAUCAAAUCACUCAGCCAUGUCUCCUCAGGGAGAGCCGUGACAUCUGCAUCCUAGAUUUAACAGAUCUACAAGUCCCACUUAUUUUAGUUCAUUACUGCAUAUUGGUUUGUUUUUCUUGAUUUAUUACUGUAAUUUUUUCAGUAUUAGUUUCUAAUUUUAAUUUGGGACAGAAUGAACGUGUUUACACAGGAGAAAUAUUAAAUGUACCUAUUGUUUGUGCAACUAUGUGUUGUAGAUAAGUUAGGAUUAAGUUAAACUAGGUUGAGAAUAAACCAAACCGAGACUUUUGUUUUCAAUACGAUGUUUUGAAUCUUAUUUAAAACUGCGUUGGUGUCUUUCAGGGCUUAUAUUUUAUUUUGUAAAUGAAAAUAAUUAAGGCUUUGUAAUUAUUUUUAAACUGCGUGUUCAGUUCUGAGUGCCUGAUUUUUCUGUAUGUAUAUAUAAAUCAACUAAAGAAAAGGCAUCAAACUUU
Messenger RNA from Austrofundulus limnaeus, 1502 nucleotides. It is a transcript of the gene ssu72, whose product is annotated as SSU72 homolog, RNA polymerase II CTD phosphatase. The record is from RefSeq and is a predicted model, not a curated record. Bases 229 to 813 code for a protein of 194 amino acids. Gene Ontology annotation, molecular function: phosphoprotein phosphatase activity. The transcript has 5 exons. Lineage: Eukaryota; Metazoa; Chordata; Actinopteri; Cyprinodontiformes; Rivulidae. Gene Ontology annotation, biological process: mRNA processing. Gene Ontology annotation, cellular component: nucleus.